AUGAAUAUAGAAGAAUUACGCGUUUUUUAUCAAAGACUUUUUCCAUACAAGCCAUUUUUUCAUUGGUUAAAUUACGAAACAGAUGUUGGGAAAUCAUUUCAUAAUCGCGAAUUUAGUUUUACAUUAAAUACAGAUGUGUAUUUAAGAUAUUAUUCAUAUAAUAACAUUGAGGAAUUAAAAACUGAUAUUUUAAACAAAUGUCCUAAAAAAAUUGAUAUUGGAGCAAUUUAUACUGCAAGACCAAUAGAUAAAAAAUCUCUUAAACCAUCACUAUUUCAACCAAUUGAAAAAGAAUUAGUAUUUGAUAUUGAUAUGACGGAUUAUGAUGAUAUUAGAACAUGUUGCAGUGGUGGUGAAAUUUGCUUAAAAUGUUGGAGAUUUAUAACAAUUGCAAUCAAGAUAAUUGAUGAUUUCGGGUUCAGACAUUUAUUGUGGGUAUAUUCAGGUAGACGUGGUGCUCAUUGUUGGGUCUGUGAUGAAUCAGCCAGGAAAUUAAAAAACAAUGAGAGAAAAGCUAUUGUAUCUUAUUUGGAAGUUAUUAAGUAUGAAAAAAAAUGUGAAAAUGAAAUAAUUCUUCAAUAUGCAUACCCAAGACUUGAUGAGGCGGUAUCGAUAAAUAUUAAUCAUUUGUUGAAAAGUAGAGUAUGUGUUCCAAUUCCAUUAGAAACUUGUGAUGAUUUUAAUCCAUUAGAUGUUCCAACAGUCUCAAUGUUGAUUCAAGAAAUGGAUCAAUUACGUCCAGAAGAUGGAGGAGGAAAAACUCGUAAUGAUUAUGAAAAAACUUCAUUGAAACCUCACGUAAAAUAUUUUGAAAAUUUUGUUCAAAAUAUCCUGAAAGAAAACAGAGCUAAAAGAAGAGCUGAAAAACAAGCAGAAAUGGAAUUUUAA
This is a messenger RNA of Entrophospora sp. SA101, 888 nucleotides long. The record is from the annotation of a GenBank genome assembly. Lineage: Eukaryota; Fungi; Glomeromycota; Glomeromycetes; Entrophosporales; Entrophosporaceae.